AUGUCAACUGAAAAUAAUCAUAAAGAUAGUAGUAAUCAUACUUCAUCAUCAUCAUCAUCAUCAUCAUCAUCAUCAACAAUAAAAAGAAAAGUAAAAGAUGGAGUAAAUACAAGUAAUCAUGGAGGGUCAGAGACAAUUGAAGCAAAACCAAGUUUACUUGGACUCAAUAAUAAGGUAUUAUUGAAUACUCCACCUCAUUCUCCAUCAUUGGAAAGAUUCUCUGCAUUAUCAAAACCAAGAGAAUCAUUAUUAACAUCACCAGAAAUGGCAAAUAUACAAUGGGGAACAUUUAAUUAUAUUGCUUUGGCCUAUGUAAUGGCAGGAUUUUCAAUUAUGGCACAAAUGUACAAAGAAAAGGGUGUCAUUGUUGAUAUGGAAUUGUUUUGGACUCUAACAAAGAAUUGGCAUUGUGGAUUGAUCCUAUCGGUUGGGUUGUUUUUGUUUUCACAAGUCAAUUACAUUCAAACAAGAUUAAUGGUCAAAGGUUACAUCCCCAAUAGAAUAUCUAUAGUAUUAUAUUGUCUAUGGCAAUUGGUUGCAUUCCCAGUAUCAAUGUCCUAUCUUUUUUCUUAUGAAUUAUCUCCUAUUCUAAGUGGAGGAUACGGAUUACAAUUAUGUGUAUAUUCAUUAAAGAAUCAUUCUUAUUGGCAUACAAAUUAUUUCUUGAAAAAGGGAGGUGUUAAAGCAACCUCUAACAAUUCUCCAGUCACUAGAAAAGAUUUAAUACCCAAUGUAUCAUUUUCACACUUUUUAUACUUUAUGGUUGCUCCAACUCUAGUCUUUGAAACUUCAUUCCCAAAAACAAAAUCAAUUCGUCCAUCUUAUAUCUUGAAAGAGGUACUUGCUGGUUUUGGUACUUUUUUUGUUUUCUAUUUAAUGUUAAAUUUGACAACACCAUUUUAUAGAGAAUGUGGAACUGAAUCAUUUUUAAUUAUAUUGGUUCAAUUAUCAUUACCAUCUAUGAGUUUAUGGAUGUUGGGAUUCUAUGGAGUAUUCCAUUGUCUGUUGAAUAUCUUUGCCGAGAUUACCAAGUAUGCCGACAGAGAGUUCUAUCAAGAUUGGUGGAAUGCAACCACCUUUGACAUGUGGUGGCGUAGAUGGAAUAAACCUGUUUACCGCUUUAUGAGUCGCCACGUGUAUACCGAUAGUAUGCAUACCAUUAAACUCAACAAAUUCUGGGCCAUGGUCUCUACUUUUCUUUUAUCUGCAUUAUUGCACGAAAUUGUGAUGAUCAUUUCAUUUAGAUUUGUUCGACCAAUUUUAUCAACUACAAUGUUACUUCAAAUUGGAUUAGUAUAUUUCACACAAUUACCAAUAUUCCAAAAAACAAGAUUUGGCAAUGUAAUAAUGUGGAUUACAAUCAAUUAA
Molecule: messenger RNA, 1368 nt
Organism: Cavenderia fasciculata
Lineage: Eukaryota; Evosea; Eumycetozoa; Acytosteliales; Cavenderiaceae
Product: membrane bound O-acyl transferase family protein
Exons: 6
Coding region: 1-1368 (455 amino acids)
Biological process (GO): triglyceride biosynthetic process
Cellular component (GO): endoplasmic reticulum membrane
Molecular function (GO): diacylglycerol O-acyltransferase activity
Source: RefSeq, a predicted model, not a curated record